Molecule: messenger RNA, 6408 nt
Organism: Zonotrichia albicollis (white-throated sparrow)
Lineage: Eukaryota; Metazoa; Chordata; Aves; Passeriformes; Passerellidae
Gene: SLC41A3
Product: solute carrier family 41 member 3
Biological process (GO): monoatomic cation transport
Cellular component (GO): plasma membrane
Molecular function (GO): monoatomic cation transmembrane transporter activity
Source: RefSeq, a predicted model, not a curated record
GGCACAGUGCUUUCCUGCAGCACACACAGAGGUGACAUCACUCAGGGAUGUAGCUCUGGACAGUCCUGCACAAGGCAUCAGCCAGCCCAGCACUGUUAACAUUUCCCACAACAGCUCAGCCCUGCCUGUGCACCACAUCCUUUUCUAAGGCCUCACAGCAGAAGACUUGAAUUCCUUAGGUCCCAUUUCUGACUUUGGGGAUCAGGAUGAGACCUUUCCUCCUGUGGUGCAGCAAUACAGACCUUUAAGGCAAUAAUCAGCACCUAAUUUUAGACAGUUUAAAGCUGAUUAUAAAUUGCCAUGCCUUUGCACUCUGGGUUCCUCUAACAGCCUGCCUUUCUGUUAACAUUGUUAUUUGACUAACUAGUGAGGUCAAACUACCCUGACCUAUCUGAUAGAGGGACACAGAAGCUUCAGUGCUUACACUGACAACUUUCAUAAAUGUGGAGCUGUGUUCCUUUGUCAUUAACCCAGGGCUGAUCUCCCUGAGCUAGAAGAGCUAUAAAGGCUUAGGAGUGACACAGUAUCCUUAACUGACCUCAGCUUGUACUUGAUACCCAGCAGAAUGUCUAGUCAGAUCACAGAACACCAGGCAAAUGCAGAACCCACUGUCAAACUACUUUUUGUCUCCUUAGACAUCAUUCCCAAGAGCCUUGAACACUGAGCAGCCACUUCUGUUUUUAUUUUUUAGACUUUCUAGAGCUGCCUGUUCCAAAGGAUCUCUGACAUUAAAUGUGUGUUUCUUCCUACUGUGAGUUGUUAAAGUGUGAAAUUAAUUGCAGAUGGGUUUGUGAUGUUGGAGGAGGACUUUUUCUUCAAUGUUUUUUUUCCUAGGAGGAGCUGAGCCACUAAUAUGAACAGAAUGUGAGGCAGACUCAUUCUCCUCUGCAACUGCAAAAGUCUGUUUUCUGUUUUUGCAAAUACAGAGCUCACUAAAAGCCAUCAUAGCAGUGCUUAAAGUAUGGGAAACCAACCCAUGCAACAUGUCAUAGGAAACGUGGCUUUUGGCAAUGAGCACAGCGGCUGUUUGUGAAUGCCAUGGACUGCCUGAGCACAUCUCAGCAAGCACUUGCUGCUGCCCUUCCUUCCUGAGCCAGGCCUGGCCUUUGCCUGGCUGCUGCUGCUGUUUCUGAAGUCCCUGGGCCCCAGGCACUCUCCAUCUGCCGCCUUCCAUCUCUCCACAAAAGUUCUCUUCUCUGCCCUUUCCUAAAGUGGGGAGGAGAAGAGCAAGGUUAGAAACAGGAAUUCACUGCUUGGUGCAGCAGAGAGCUCCCAGAGUCAGGGGUGGUGGUGCUGGAGCAGCUGGGAUGUGCAGUCCCUGGACAGCACCAUCAGGUUCUCCUGUGAGCCUGUGGUGCUGGGACAGUGCUGCUAGCACUGCCACACUGUGAGAGCAUCCUGGCAUUUCUGUGUCUCCUUUGCAGGGAUGACAAGGUAGGGAUGAAACUGUGCUCUCAGACACUUGCUGUCUGUCUGUUCUGAUGUUUGCACUGUGCCAGUGGAUGGGGGAUCUAAGUCAGGGUCAGGACUCACCCAAGAGGCUGUUUCUGCUUUGGCUCCUCCAAGGCAGUGCUGCUUGUUGGCUAGCUGGCAACAGGAGGAUGUAUCUGUGUGCAGAGCAGGGCAGCAGUGCACCUCUCCAGGUUUUGCCAUCUUGAGUGGCACAGCCAUGAGCUGUUGGGGUUUUUUUUUAGUUUUUUCGCUAGCUAGUCUCCAGGCUUCCAGUUCAUGUAUUAGAAAUAAUAUCAAUUCUCUCUGGUCUCGUGUCUUUUCUGUGAUUGCUUCUUGCACCAUGGAUCCACAUGAAUACCAGUCACAAAUUUACACUUUGGAAGUUGGAUACAUCCCAUAAUACCAGAUUAUUGUUAGUCAGAAGCAAUUGUGCCAAUUCUGGAGACUACAAUCCUUUUCCCACUGUUGAGCAAUGCUCUCUUUCUUCUCACACCUGAUGCAUGUUGUCUGGACAAAUAAGGUGUAUUUCUUUGCCAGGAAAAAGAGAUGCAUCUCCCUACUGAUAAAUAUGGUGUGGCUCUUUAUCAGAGGCUCCUUAAAUGCAUAAUAAAAUGGCCCAGUGUACACACAUGGGUCACCUGAACCAAUUACCUCUCUGCAUACUGAUUUAUCGGUUGAGGGCUUUUUAUGGUGCUUGCUUAAAAGGAGAGAGAUGGAGCGUGAUAAACUCAUAAACCCUGUCAGGCUGAUGCUUUAGUACAGGAUGUGUUGCUGCUGUGUUUUUUAAUGUCAUUUGAGUCAUUCAGUCUCAUUGAUAUUUCCUUUACAUUAGUGCUUCUGCCUGUCAUCAAUCCACUUAGCUGAUACAGUGACAUAUGGGACUAGGUAGGCACAUUAUUAGAACUGGAAAACCUAUUUUUUUGUCCAGAAGUUUUGUCCAGAAAUUGUCUUUUAUUUCCUUGAAGCCUCUGUCAAUGGUAAACUAGAACUGGGCCUUCAUACUGUCAUUUCUCUCUUCCCAGCUGGUAUAAAGAGGUUGGAUCAUGUGUGGUUAUUACAGGAUUUUUAUUAACCUGGCUCUUCCAGAUAUUGUGGAACUUUUUUUCCAGUUAGAUUAGCUGAAAUGUGCUCUCCUGUUAGCUUUCAGCUAACUGGACCAUUGUUAGGUGGUGGAGACACUGUACACACCAGCUGGGAGUGGAGAAGGUUUCAGGGGCUGUACCAAAAUAACAGCCUAGAAAGCAGCGAAGGACAGAGCCCCUGCAGCUCCAUGUGUUUUCUGCCUUGCUUCCAGGAAGUUCUGCUCUGUCACCUCAGCUGCUGUGAGCUCAGACCAAAGAAACACUGCCUGAAUGGCCGAGAGCUCCCUCAGUUCCCAAAUUAGCUGUGAGCAUGUCGUGUUCUCUCCAACUCCCCCGCAGUGCUGGGGACCCUGUCACAAGGACAGAGUCCACAAGCCAUUAGCCUUUUCCUCUCUGCAGGGAAUGAGAGGGAAGGGCUUGAUCCAUCCUAAAAGGUGGUUUUAAAACCUUUUUGACCCUCUGAUUCAAUUAGUUUGCCCAAAAUAAUUAUUAGAAAGGAGCCUAGGCAUAAUACCAUGACUCUUUUCCCUACAUGCCUGACUUUGAGCUGAAGCAUUUAUGGAGCAGGAUACAAAUUUUUUUGGCCAUAUGUAGCAGGUGCAGCUGUGAUUUUCGACCUUGUAUAGGCUCCUUAACCAUGAAGCUCUGGGUGAGACCCCCUUUUUCAGACAGUACUUCCCAGGAGCAUGCAGGAGCAGCAUGUUUCACUUCAGAGCAGGAAGGGUGACCAGCUCACAGCGCGCCCUUUCUCUCCCUUGUCUGUCGUGCAGAGAGAUUAUGGAGCUACCUUAAAUGAGCUGGGCUAGGACUCUUAUCUCGGCCUCUGCAAACUAGCAGAAAGUUGAAGUGAUGACAGCAGAUAAGGGUACUUGCUUUUGAAGCUUAUUGGCUGCUUCUCUGAACUUUUUUUCCCCCUGAGAGCCAGUCAUUCAGAGGUACAGCUGGCACAGCCCGAUUGUUCUGUCCCACCGAGACCAUGGAGCGGACACGAGGGGCCGAGGUCUAGGAGGGCAGAUCCUGUGUCACCAGCUGGCUCAGCUGUGUCACCUGCCUGGGGUUGGGGUCUAGAAGGGCAGAUCCUGUGUCACCAGCCGGCUCAGCUGUGUCACCUGCCUGGGGACAGGACCUGCGUAACGCCGCCGUCAGCUGAGAGAAGCGUGGGCUCCUGCUCUGCUUGACCUUUCUUUACCUUGGAGAAGUGCAGCAUGGAUCGUGGUUGGUAAUUCCCCACCUCCUCGGCCUCGGGACAGCCAGGAAAGUUCAGCAGAGCCUGUGGUGGGAGCGAGGAGCCGGGCUGGUUGUUGGCAGCAGCUUACACAUUAAACCCUGGUAGCGAACGCGCGCCGCGCUCUGACAAGAAAUGUAACCCGAGGAGAAAGGACACCAGUGUGUUUGAGCACGCUGAGGGAUUCUUGUGUGACUUGUUACUCUUUCAGUGCUGUAGCCUGAGCAGGUCUUACUGGUUUUUACCGAAGUGGUGGGAGCUGAAUGGGGUGUGGGCUCAUUUCUAUUCGUCCACAAGCAUCUCUACAAUCUUCUCUUCUCUUUUUUAAUUCCCCCCUGGAUAUAAAUCAGAGAAAUUGUGUCCAUCGAGUUUGCUGCCACCUGGGCUCAACCCAGCUGAACCAAUUUUGGAGGAUACCCUUGCUGCAAUCGUCUGGACGUGCUCCUAGGAGGAGAAGAAACUAAAGGAAUUUGGCAUCGUUGCUGUAGUUUGAGGAAAAACAUUCCUUCUGGCUUUGGAGAGAGCUGCAGAGAGGAUCUGUGUCAUGUCCUGAUCUCCCUCCAUUUUCCUGCUGAGCAUGGGGUAGCAGUGUGUGACCAUGGUGGUCACCCAGUUACAGCUGGAACUGUGCUUCCAUGGCAAGAAGCUGAGAGGUUUCACCUGCAAGCUGACCAGGUCAGCCAGUGGAUUUCUCCCAGAGACAUCCUUCUCCAUUGCCUCCCAGAUUUUUGUGCCAUUCCUCCUGGCUGGCUUGGGAAUGGUAGCUGCUGGCCUCUUGAUGGAUGUUGUUCAACACUGGGAUGUGUUCCGGACCAUCACAGAAGUUUUCAUCCUGGUUCCUGCCCUGGUUGGCCUGAAGGGAAAUCUGGAGAUGACACUGGCAUCCAGGCUCUCCACUGCUGCUAACACUGGACAGAUGGAUGAUGCCCAGAAGCAAUGGAAAAUGGCCACCUGCAACCUAGCCCUUAUCCAGGUCCAGGCCACUGUGGUGGGGCUGCUGGCUGCUGUGGCUGCUGUGAUCCUGGGAGCUAUCUCCAAGGGCUCUGUGGAGCUGAGCCAGGCUGCUGUGCUGUGUGCCAGCAGUGUCACCACGGCCUUCAUUGCUGCCCUUUCCCUUGGUCUGGUGAUGAUUGGUGUGAUCAUUGGAGCCAGGAAAGUUGGGAUCAACCCAGACAAUGUCGCCACACCCAUAGCAGCAAGCCUGGGAGAUUUGAUAACCCUUUCCCUCCUGGCAGGAAUCAGCAGCACACUCUUCAAAUACAUAGAUGUGAAGUACCUUUCUCCUCUGAUCUGUGCUGUGUUCAUUGUCAUGAUCCCUCUCUGGGUUGCCAUUGCCAAGCAAAGUCCUUCCCUGGCUGAAGUGCUGAAGUCUGGCUGGCAGCCGGUCAUUGUUGCCAUGAGCAUCAGCAGCAUUGGUGGGCUCAUCCUGGACAAAACUGUGACUGACCCAAACUUUGAAGGCAUGGCAGUUUUCACACCUGUGAUUAAUGGUGUUGGAGGGAAUCUGGUUGCCAUCCAAGCCAGCCGAAUUUCUACAUUCCUGCACUUCUGGAGCAUGCCUGGAGUUUUGCCAUACAAGAUGAGGCAGAACUGGCCCAACCCAUGCACCACAUUCUUCUCAUCAGGGGUGAAUUCCAAGUCAGCCCGAGUGCUGUUCCUGCUGGUCAUCCCAGGGCACCUGGUGUUUCUCUACACCAUCCACCUGCUGCAGGGAGGCCACACAUCCCUGUCCUUCACCUUUGUGAUGUUCUACCUGGCUGCUGCUCUGCUGCAGGUGGGGAUCCUGCUCUACGUGGCCGACCUGCUCGUGCGCCUGAUGUGGAGGAAGGCUCUGGACCCAGACAAUUUCUCCAUCCCCUACCUCACAGCCCUGGGGGACCUGCUGGGCACUGGGUUCCUGGCCAUCUGCUUCCGCCUGGUGUGGCUCAUCCAUGGCACAGACAUGAACCUGGGCAACUGAGAGUGCCUGUGCUGCUCUCGCCCCUGCUGUGACACGGUGCCCCCCUCCAGUGGGUGCCUGGCACUCUGUGCUGGCUCACCUGGCUGGGCUGGGCCCCCCCUGCCACCCUGCCCACCCCCUGCCCUCCCCACCGUGCCUUACAGCCAGCCCCAGCAAUCAGCACCCACAAACUCCUGCCCUCGGAGGGGAGCAAAGCGGAUUGAAGGAGCACCCCCUGCUCACACCUGCAAACAGGGCAACAAGGAGCAGUUGGGCCACUGGGGAGGACGGAAAAGAAGAAGGGAGGAAGGAGCAUUUGGGCCAUGGUGUCAAUCCCCAGCACUGAGACAGCCCUUAGGCUGCUCCAGAGCCUGCCCAGGUCACUGUGUCUGAUCCUGCCAGGGGAUGCUGCAGCCCCUCCAUCCUCUGACUUUCCACCAAGGGAAAUUCUUUAUUCACCCCACUUUUCUCCUGCUCCUGGAGUAGCAGAGCAACCAGGUCGGAGCUCAGGAUCUGAGGCAGUGAGCUGCUGGCUCAUGCCCAGUGGAGGUUAUCUAGGGAUACCACCUACCUGCCCUGCCAGCAUCCCUGGUCUCUGACCAAAAAGCUGGUUAUGUUGCAUUUUAGGGGCAGGAAGGUUUGUUUUUACGGUUUAUGAAAUGUCCAGUAGUUCAAAUGUUUAUAGAAACACACACAUAAAUAAAGUGGGU